CAUGAUAUCUUGCUUAAAAAGAUGUAGAAAUUUGUAGUUCUUGAUAUCUAGCAUGCCUUGUUUGCGUCAUGUCUGAUGUCGGAACAGUUAGGAACAGUUAUGUAAGUUUAAUGGUGUUCCACAGGGGUUUUGUCUUGGGCUUUUCAUUUUAUUCUUUAUAUAAAAAAACUUCGACUCUGUCUAGAGAUCUGUGAGAUAGUCAUGUAUGCUGAUGAUGCCACCACAUCCUGUUCUGCAGGGAGUUUCGACGAUCUGAACGGGACAUUUUCUUGCAAUCGUCUAAAACGUUGUACUUUUUUAGGCAUACGUUUGCAAUGUUUUAUUCAUUGCUUUCUUAAAAAAUAAAAUUGCUUAUUUUUUUAACGCUCCUAAACCCCUAGGCUCUAGGGCAGGUAUAAGGCCAAUAAGCCCUGGAUGACGUACAGAAGUCAGGCACGGCGCAGCCAUUGGGCUAGCAGGGGCUAUAGCCACUCCACUUUUUUGCAAUAAUACGUUAGAAAACGCUCUUGAAAGUUUACUCUAACUAUGGUCUACUAAACAUUGAAUAGUAUACUCGUAAGAAGUAGCAGUUUUUCUUGACUGGGAACUAUUUUUGUUCAUUUUAUAGGUGUUUUUCUUGAUGUUUUAUUACCACCAAGCUAAUUUUAUCUAUUUUCAUAGCUAUUUAUAUCAUCUCUGAACCAGAUUGUUUAUAAAACCCCAGUAGAAAUAAGCCAGUAUUUUCUAAAAGGGGCGUUUUCCGGCGUUCUAGAGGGCGUGGCCAAAGAAAUGUCGGUCACGCCCUUUUCAGCCCUUCCACAUUUAGACUGGUGCACGGUCCUUGGAAGUUCAUUCAGACAGUUGAAUACAGUGGAAAAACAGUGAAUCUUAUCUCCACAAAGCUACACAAGCAAGUAUCAUCUUGACAAAGCAACAAGCAGUUGGCUUCUUAAUGAAUUAUUUAUGAAAAAUUUAAAUAAAAUGAGAAUAUGGUAAAAGAGAAGUUUCCUAAUUGAGAAUAGUUAUUCAAGAACAGGCUGGUGCUUGUGUGACACACUGAAGACGUACAAUUUGGCUAUAACAUAUAUGUGUUUUCCAUGGCUGUCAACAACAUCACGGUAUACUCAUGCAAGGAAAAUCAAACUGGAAUCAAUUUAGCCUUGGUGUUGGUGUUCCUUGCGAUACCUUUUCACGUAAUGAUAUUAUUCACCCUGGCAAAGGAUGCCCAGCUUUGUUUGCCAAGGCACAAAAUCCUGUUCUGUCUUUCAAUAUCCCAUGGGUUAAUGAUUGCAGUCACUUCUAUUUGCACAUCAAUAAUGAACAUUUUCGCCCUCACAGCAAACAGUGGGACAUGUAUGGUUCUGCGAAAAAUUGUUCAAUUCAACGGAUCCACAACUAUGGUGGUAUCGAGCCUUACCCUUAUUGCGCUGUCUGUUGAGCGUUAUGUUGCAUGUAUCCACGGGCUUCGUCUUCACGCCAUAUUUACAGAACAAAGAGUCAUCGGCAUUUUGUCUGGUAAUUGGUUCAUCGGCAUUUCUUGUGGAAUCUUCAUUUCAGUUACUAGCGGAACGUCAGAUUCAAAAAAAGCAGUUCUCAGUGACGCUACGAACUUGAAAAUUUUGGCCACGGCAGUGGCACUUCCCACUUCUUUGCUGUUACUAGUUGUCCAAGCACGUUUAUUUCUGGUGAGUCGGGCAAAGAUAAAGGCUUCGGAGCAAACAGAAAGCGCUUUUGUGCAAGUAGAUCAUAGGGCUUCACGAAAAAGGCAAAUGAAGGUGGCAGUCGUUGCUGGUAUGGUGGUGUUGUCGUACGCAAUUUGUUCCAUACCAGCUUCCUGCUUAGUGAUUGUCGACCAAAUGAGAAAGGAGAAGAACUAUCCUGUGCUCAACAAGAUUUCUGUUAAUCUGUGGAUGACCAACACGCUUCUGGACCCGUUUAUAUAUGGCAUCGGGAUGCAAGAUAUGAGGAAGGCGCUUCUCAGACAGCUUAGAAAGAUUCGUUUGGUGAACUCGGUUCAGCCACUAUCAGAAACGGUAAGUAUAGGUAACCCACAAUCGGUUCACGAAGAAAGCCAACCUAUGUAGCAUGGCGAGCGAGCUGGUAGAGAGGAAACAUGGCAAUUUAUCUUUGACUGCCAGGGGAUGGGUUAAGUUUUCAUUUGGUGCCUAACAAUACAGAAACGUUUCAGUGUAGAGCGGGCCAGAACGGCGUGAUUUUUCACGGUUUUCAAUUGAAAAUGGUAAAGUUUAAAAAGGUUCAAAUGAUAAAUCCUGAAAGAUGAAUGCAUGCAUCAGGUUCACUCAGGGCUCAACGUAAACGCACUGAAACACGCAGUGGAUUCGAAGCUUUAGAUAACUCUGGAAUUAUAACGAUGCGCAAGCAGGGACAUUUUUUUAAUUGAAAAUCUAGCACUUGAAAAACUUGACGUCAUGCCAAUGCAAUUACGGCGUAAAUUGCCGAAGAAAUACGCCAAAAUUCGGCUUACGUGUCACAGGUCUUUUUCAGUAUGGUCUCUCAUCAAAACUCCUUCUUGGAAAGAUUAUAUGUUUAUAGUUUGGAGUUACUUUUGUUGUCAAUUGACGAUUGGUUUUUUACUUGUUCUAUUGAGUCUUUCAAGGGUCCUUACAAUUGACUAAGUUUUUCAAAGGUCCUUUGAGUAGUAUGUUAUUAUAAAUUUGGUUUGUAUUAAUUAAUUGUGUUCCAUAUUUAUCUUUGUUCCAUAUUUAUAAUAGUUUUACAGAAUUUUGUGUGAACCUUUAAACUUCAGAUUUCAAUGCUUCUUCGCUAGGAAUUUCGUUUUCUCUGUUAAGUGUAUCUAGCUGGUGUUGUGGUGAGCGGUUUGUAUUAGGUCCAAACUUUACGCGAUAAUUAGUCAUUUUUCUUCUUCUAACUAACUCAUAGAGAACUUUGUAAGUAGUUAACGUAUACUGGACUGACUCAAGUAUUCAUAGUUCCAGAUAAACAGCUUUAGAAACAUUUGCUAAUUCGUGUAUGCAUCUUAAUGUUCAUCAAUAAAGCCUUGACGCAAAUAUUGUAUCCUAUAAUUCCGUACUCUGGUUGGUAGAAAUUUUGCGGUAUAUAACACGUCAAUUGUAAGGUAAGGGAAAAAAUUGCUGCAAGAUGCACAGAAUAGAAUGUAAAUGACUGGAUACGAACACGUGUGUUUCAUUUAGCAUUCUCUUGCCACCUAAACAUCUCUGAACCAGAAGAUGGUACACUAGGUACACGCCACACAUUAAAAAUCCCUCUAGUUCUCAAAACAGCAAUAAUAGCUUAAGUUCCAAAUCCAAGUUUUAAUCCUCAAUACCCUAUCGACCAAUCAAAAUUCAUUAUUUCGACAACAAAGGUGUCUCGCAGCUAGAUAUAGGACCACAAUACAAAAUACUGCAUUAAAAUAUUUCCAAUUUGUUUCCUUUCAUUUUCGAUGAAAAGGGCUACAGCCUUUUGGAGGCAUGUUUGAAGCUGCGGGAAAGCAUUUCCCUUUCAUUUAGGGCCGAUCCAUUUGGAGAAAUUUCAUCGCGGAUGUUCCUAUCAUAUCAAUGGUACGAUUGUUCGUGUUCAUAGUGUAUAAACUCACCCUGUUUGCCGAGAUCGAAGUAAGCAUGUUUCCAGGUAAGAGGAAAAAGCAGGGCCCACGCCACGAAUUUG
Rhopilema esculentum is the source of this 3627-nucleotide messenger RNA. Its product is annotated as melanocortin receptor 5-like. NCBI's taxonomy places the organism in Eukaryota, Metazoa, Cnidaria, Scyphozoa, Rhizostomeae, Rhizostomatidae. Gene Ontology annotation, biological process: G protein-coupled receptor signaling pathway. Gene Ontology annotation, cellular component: plasma membrane. The record is from RefSeq and is a predicted model, not a curated record. Gene Ontology annotation, molecular function: G protein-coupled receptor activity.